Molecule: messenger RNA, 1680 nt
Organism: Oryza brachyantha (malo sina)
Lineage: Eukaryota; Viridiplantae; Streptophyta; Magnoliopsida; Poales; Poaceae
Exons: 1
Coding region: 1-1680 (559 amino acids)
Source: RefSeq, a predicted model, not a curated record
AUGACAGACGGCGUCCCGGCCUUCACCAAGAACUUAAGUCAGUUGACUUGGCCGACUGGUUUCAAGCCCACUGGCAUUAAGAAGUACGACGACUCCACCAACCCGAAAGCAUGGCUCACGGUAUACUCCAUGGCCAUCCGUGCCGCAGGAGGCGACACCAAAGCCAUGACCAACUAUGUGUCGGUUGCCUUGGACGAUUCGGCCGGGCAUUGGUUGUCGGGGCUCCCCAAACGUUCUAUUGACUCAUGGGCAGAGCUUCGCGACCGGUUCAUCGCCAAUUUCCAGGGCACAUAUGAAAGGCCAAGGACGAAGUACGAUUUGUACCAAGUCCAACAAAGGAAAAGUGAAUCCCUGCGGACCUACAUCAAACGGUUCUCAGAGGUAUGCAAUUCCAUCCCGGACAUAAAAGAUGACGUGGUCAUCACCGUAUUCCGGAAAAGAGUACGCGAUGAGCCAUUCAUCGCUAAAUUCACCAAGAAAGAGCCGACUAUCAAAGAUCUCUUCGACAUGGCUAACUCCUACGCAGUGGCCGCCAAUGCGGUGUCCGCCUCACGGGGAGAUAAGCACGAUGAGAAAGGACAACUGUCUGGCAAAGGAAAGGAAAAGGAGCACAAGAAGGACUCGGACUCACGGAAACGCAAGCUCGAGGAGCUGGUCGCUGUCGCAGAUCGACAGCCGAUCCAGCACCCCAAGAUGUCUGAUUAUGACAAAGUCAUGAACAGCAAGUGCCCCUACCACCUGAAGUCCUCCCACUUGGUCAAAGACUGCUUUGUCAUGCGUCAUUAUGCAGAGAAACUAGCCAAAGGCCAGUCGUGGGCCGCCGGGCCAAGCAAGGCAAAGCCCGCCGACAAGAAAGACGACGACUUCCAAGACCCGCAAACUGAGCUAAACCAUAUCUUCGGUGGCCCGCUCGCAUACGAGUCCAAGCGGAAGCAAAAGCUUGCAUCAAGGGAGAUAAACACCACAACGGUGGACGUCCCCCAGUACCUACGUUGGUCGGAAGUUCCGUUCACGUUCGACCGCUCAAAUCACCAUGACCAAGUGGCCCACCCGGGGCGGUACCCACUGGUGCUAGCCCCAGUCGUCAAAAGCGUCAAGUUGAAACGCGUGCUCAUUGACGGAGGAAGCGCUCUCAACAUCCUCUUCACCAAGACGCUCGAUGACAUGAAAAUCCCGAGGUCGGAGCUACGCCCGAGCAAUGCGCCCUUCCACGGGGUCAUUCCUGGGCUGUCGGCAACACCACUUGGGCUGAUCACUCUUCCGGUAACCUUCGGAACAAAGGAUAACUACCGGACGGAGAAUAUCUACUUUAAAGUCGCUAACUUCGAAACGGCGUACCAUGCCAUUAUUGGCAGGCCCGCGCUGGCAAAGUUCAUGGCGGUCCCGCACUACACCUACCUCAUGGUCAAGAUGCUCGGAUCACAUGUCGUCAUCACCCUGCACAGCGACAUCAAGCAGGCCUUUAGUUGCGAGGCGGAAAGCUACGAAAUCGCACAACAGGCUGAAGAGCAGGCCGCCCGGGAGCAGAUACGCGAAGCCUCGACUCACAAGAAGGGGGACGACGACCUACCGUCCAAAAAGACGACAAAGAUCACCUCCAACAAGAAGAAACAAAUCGCCCUCGACCCCACCGACUCGUCUAAAGUUACAUUCAUAGGAACUCAGUUAGAUUCUAAAUAG